ACCAUUUUCGCCAAUGACCGUGCUCGACCCUUAGGGUUGAGCAGGCCCUGGGAAGAGAAGCACUUGACUACCACUGCAUUUCUCGUCGUUCCCCCCCAUGUCUCCGCUCAAAGAUAAAUCCGAUCGCAUCUAUCGCUCCGGGCUCAUUGAUAAGGCUUGCGGAACACUCCAUGAGCGCAUCGUGAACGAGUUCGACCGCGAGCCCGGCUGGGACGCGACCGCUGCAAAGGAGAGGUACCGUGCGGUUGGGAGGAGACAUUGGAGAACUAGCCGUGUUCUUUCAACUCAGCCGGAGGCAAUGAAAGCCAUCAGGAAUGAGCUGCGGACCCAUUUUCGAGAGUUCAGAGACCGCACUGAGAUCCGACUGGAUCUGAUCAUAAAAUAUCUAAAGAUCGUGUUCAACGAGCAGCGUCGUAAGAUGAACCGAGCGGCAAAGAAGCAAUCCACUCAGCAAUCCAGUCAGCAAAACUGGAUAAAGAGCCUGAAACUGAAGCAAAUUUACUAGUAGUCAUGCGAAGGGAUUGAUCAAAUUCAGAUAAUUCUACUGUUUCCAUGGGAGAAUUCCAUCCAGCAUACUUCUUUCCUGAAUAUCUUUACUACGGCCUCUGAUAGCCCAAAUGCCCCAGUUUGCCUUGAUCAUGACCCGCGGGUCGAAAUCGGCAAUCUCCCACUUUUCGCUGCCAAACGGAUUGGGGCCAGGAGUAAUGACCCACUCGAACUGGCCAGCAACGUCCGGCGCCUCCGAAAGCGACCGCACGUCACGCUCAAUGUCGGUAGGAGAGAACCCAGUCACGAAGAUCGGGCAUUUUGACUCGAGCAGAGCAGGCAGCACGGGCCCCCAUUCGGUGGGAGAGGCGAUCUGCGGGAGCGGUGUCACCCCAUCCUCCGCAAAGGACUUUUCUGACGGAAAUCCGAAGCCUGGCGAAAAGAAGAAGAACACGUCGCUGUACGGAUCGAGCGUUUCCGAGAAGUGGUGGUGCACGUCAAUGUAGUUCGUCCGCAGGCCGGAGACGGUCAGCUCCUUCGUAUAUGGAGUUGUGUACGAUGGAACCCCAUAUCGGCUGACCGAGUUGCGAGUGUACUUUUGGCGGUCAAUGGGCAUCGGAGCGGGUGGUCUAUAGAUGUUCGGGGUAUAGUCCGAUCGCUGCUGGAGCUCCUGGAGCUUGUUCAGCUUGACGGGAACAGCCGAGGUCUGGGAAGAGUCAGAUCCAGAUGGCAUCUCCGUCGUGGAAUCUUUCGCAAUUGGUUCGGCGGUGUUGCCAGACUGAGAUUGAUUCGGAGGAGCCGGGGUGUCUGGUUUGGGUAGCGAGACUUGCGGGCCGAUGAAAAGGAGAUGUAGUUGAGCAGCGGGGAAGAGGAGACAAAGUUGCUCCCAAACAUGGACGGGAAGCGACGACUCAGCUCGCGCUCCCAGAAUGAACACCCGGACUUGAGGUUUUCCAACUUGAGCUUCGGGCGUUUCAGGAGCUCCAAGGGGAACAUGAAGAGUCGACCGGAUAGCUAGUGAGCGACAGCAUGAGUUGCGGAAGCGACAAUCGAGUGGGAUGCAAGCCGUACCUGCCAAGGACCGACUACCCUCCGGGGUUACUCUCUGGUUGCUUGUCAUGAGCGGGCUAAACUGGUGCAGAGCACCGCCAAUGGUGAUCGGGUAAGUCAACAGUUUACUGGCAUGUCGCCGUGACCGCUCCGUGUCCAUCGACAUAAACCCACGGGUAUACCAAAAGAUAUCCCAGUUUGAGAACGAGAUAGCUUCUUCGUAGCCCUGUGGACCUGAACACGGUCUAGCGCGAGCGUAGAAGUACAUAACCUCGCGUACCCGGCAGUUCAAAUUCAGUCAUUCUCCGUCCACUCCGAAGGUCAUGUUCGUCCUCAUUCGCCUCCCGUAGCCGCAUGCAGUACUUUUUAUGCUCCUCGUCCUGCUGCCAGUGCUCCUCCGAACAGUGCGUAGGCCAGCCGCAAUCCGGACAUUCAUACGAAACGUUCUGCGGCUCCGUCGCGUGGGGGUGUCCAUGCUCAUGCGAAGACGUGCAGACAGGACACGGAGCAAGAUUUUUGAUGGCUUCUCCUCGGGCGCGCAGCAUAGGGAACGGGGACUUGGAAAAUGGAUGGAAGAGAUUAUCCUCGGUCAAAAGCGGGACGUGCUGCUCCCGUUCGGCCGGUUUGGCGGUCUUGCGAAAGAAGGAGAAGAAAGAGCGCCUCGAGGACGGACAUGGUCGAGUGAUGAAGCGAGAGUAUAGUGGUGCGCCGAGCGCGACCUGCAAACGCGCACGGCGUGCUAGGAAGCAGGUCAUGAUCAAGCAAAAUGAGCGGUGUCGUGACCACACUAGAUCUGGCUUCCAUUUUCCCGCGCCCGAGUCAGAUCUCCGCCCUCGUCCUUACCGUCAUGUCGCGCACCGCUAAUAUCUCCCGGAAAACCAGCGAAACAUCCAUUGAAUGUUUCCUGGACUUGGACUGCGCUCCAGGCUCGGGAGUCAAACAAACGAUCGAGGUCUCGACAGGAAUCGGGUUUUUGGACCAUAUGUAUACUGCCCUGGCUAAGCAUGGUGGGAUGUCGCUCACCAUGAAAUGCAAGGGCGAUCUCUGGAUUGACGACCACCACACGGCAGAUAAGUCGACCGCGAUCGCUCUCGGAACUGCUUUCAAGGAGGCCCUAGGGGAAGUCCGUGGCAUCCGCCGCUACGGUACCGGCUUUGCUCCUCUGGAUGAGGCCCUCUCUCGUGCUGUCAUCGACAUCUGUUCGAGGCCGUACUGUGUGACUGAUCUUGGGCUCAAGAGGGAGAAAAUCGGCGACCUUUCAACGGAGAUGAUCCCUCACAUCUUCUACUCCUUCGCCAUCGCGUCGGGCGUGACAUUGCACGUCGAUGUCUUGCGCGGAGAGAACGACCAUCAUCGUUCUGAAUCUGCUUUCAAAGCUCUCGCGCUUGCCAUCCGACAAGCGAUCGAGAAAACGGGCAGUAACGAUGUGCCGAGCACCAAGGGUGUGCUAUAAGUCUCGUGUAGAAUACAAUAUCCGGAAAUUCGAUUCCUUUAAUUUAUCGGCUACGACUACGACCAAAACAGACAC
Molecule: messenger RNA, 3064 nt
Organism: Mycena citricolor
Lineage: Eukaryota; Fungi; Basidiomycota; Agaricomycetes; Agaricales; Mycenaceae
Source: the annotation of a GenBank genome assembly